CAUGAGUUUGUUCAGUUCUAAGGCAAGGUCUUGGUACUUUAUCCUGCCAUCCACUCCAGCUGUUACGUUGUUCGGUAAUCUCAACAUUGUGUGUUGAUGCGAAAUUCAAACAACACGAACCACAUAAGACUGCUGAGAUUGAUGGUUGCAUUCCUGAGUUUCGUGAGUCCUGUCUCCUUUCAGCUGCUUUGGCUCUCUAUUUUUUGGGAGCCUCAGAAGGGUCCUUCCGCGCGCUUGCGCUCCUGGCGAAGGUUCAUUGACCUGAGUACCUGAUGGGCUCCACGAUGCGGCAACGAAGCAGAGCCGCUACACUGAGCCUGCUUUGCUUGGUUUGUCUGUGGAGGUAUGAAGAGCGAGGCUUUCUGACUGCUUCAACGCCAAGAUCCUCCUUAAGUGCCCUGAAGGCUGCUGGUGACGACUUUGAUUUUGGAGACACACCACCAUCCAGAGCGGCGCCAGCGUCCACACCAAGCAAGAGCAAGACCAUGGCAAGUAGAGAUUACGACGAUGAUGACGAUGACGAGGAUGAUUAUGACGAGAUGCGCCGCGACGAGCCGGUGGACUCCGGGAGCGUAGCGACCAUCGUUAGCUUUGCCCUGCUGGCGGUUGGGGUCAUCGCUUUCCUCAUCUUCCAGGUGGGUCAGCAAAAUGCAGCAUUCUCUGGCAGCAAUGACGCGCCCCAGAUCAAGAAGGUUCAGGCGGUCUUUGACACAUAUUAUGCCGAGGGUGAGACUGUGAAGUAGCGUGAUGUUAGACGAGGUGUACAAACACUUGCGUGCAUCUCGCGGGAAAGUUCCGCGGGCGCACCGGUGAUCCGCAAAGACAUGAGCCAUGUGAUCGACCAUGUGCAGG
Messenger RNA from Durusdinium trenchii, 852 nucleotides. Lineage: Eukaryota; Dinophyceae; Suessiales; Symbiodiniaceae. The record is from the annotation of a GenBank genome assembly.